AUGAAUUUCUCCCCAUCCCUCAGCAGCGUGCACCGGCGAAACGCAGUCUUCCACCCCUUUCGUCAGUCUGCCCUGGAGACGACUUGUAAACUCGGUGUGGAUACCUACCCGCGUGUCCAUCUGCUCCGACAGAUGAGACCGGUCCCUUCUUUCGCAUGGCUGCAGGCGAUUUGCAUAACUGUACCACACAGGGCACUGCCUCCGGCUGGCAAGGGAAAGGGGCGAACCACAGAAGCGAUAACAACAGAAAAGAAGAUCACUCGUUUUCGUCACCGGACAACAAUCGGCCAACAGGUCAACCCAACAGCUUGGGUAGGCGAAUGUCUGAAGAUUGGCUGCUACUCGCCAGUCGGCUAG
This is a messenger RNA of Protopolystoma xenopodis, 357 nucleotides long. NCBI's taxonomy places the organism in Eukaryota, Metazoa, Platyhelminthes, Monogenea, Polystomatidea, Polystomatidae. The record is from the annotation of a GenBank genome assembly.